Molecule: messenger RNA, 2267 nt
Organism: Cajanus cajan (pigeon pea)
Lineage: Eukaryota; Viridiplantae; Streptophyta; Magnoliopsida; Fabales; Fabaceae
Source: RefSeq, a predicted model, not a curated record
GUGGUUCAAUUCAAAGCCCCCAAAACCUCCCCAUUCUUCUGGCUUCUUCUUGUAUGCUUCUCUUGUUGGAACCAUGCUCCCGCGUCUUUCCACUUUCAACCUUGUCCGCACCACAAUCAACGCCCGCACACUCUCUCCAUUCGCUUCUCACUCCCCUCGCGAGCUCCAAAACGAUGCCGUUUUGCGGCCCACACUCUUCAGCACUAUCGACGAAGCUCCUCAACAUAACCCUAUCCUCUCUCUGCAAAGCCAAGCAGUUGCCGAAAGCCGAGUCCGCGAUAAUCGACGCCAUAAAACUCGGCGUGCUCCCCGACGCCGUCACCUACAACACCCUAAUCGCCGGCUACUGCCGUUUCGCCUCCGUCGACGCCGCUCACUCCGUCCUCUCGCGGAUGCGCGCCGCCGGGAUCCCCCCCGACGUCGUUUCGUACAACUCCCUGAUCUCCGGCGCCGUCCGCCAGUGCCUGCUCUCCAAGUCCCUCGACCUGUUCGACGAAAUGCUCGCGCGCGGCGUCGCCCCCGACACGCGGAGCUACAACAUCCUCAUGCACUGCCUGUUCAAGCUCGGCAAGCCCGACGAGGCGAACCGCGUCUUCAGGGACGUCGCGCUCCGCGGCGUGGCCAGCGCCGCCACGUACAACGUCAUGAUCAACGGCCUCUGCCGGAACGGCCACGUCGCGCACGCGCUGAGCCUCUUCCGGAACCUGCGGCGGUUCGGCUUCGCGCCGCAGGUUCUGACCUACAACGCGCUCAUCAACGGCCUCUGCCGGGCGAAGCGGCUGAAGGCCGCGAGCGACGUGCUGAGGGAGUUCGCCGAUUCGGGACUCGCGCCGAACGCGGUUACCUACACCACCGUGAUGAAGUGCUGCUUCAGGUGCGGGAAUUUCGAGCAGGGGUUGGAGAUUCUGUCGGAGAUGAGGGAUUUAGGGUUUACGUUCGAUGGAUUCGCGUACUGCACUGUGAUCGCGGCGAUGAUUAAGACCGGUAGGAUGCGCGAGGCGAAUGAGAUUAUUGAGAUUAUGGUGGGUUCCGGCGUGAGGCCGGAUCUGGUGGCGUAUAACACUUUGAUUAACCUUUAUUGCAGGCAGGGGAAGCUGGAUGAGGCGUUGAAGGUGGUGGAGGAGAUAGAGGAGGAGGGUUUGGUGUGUGAUAAGUACACGCAUACUAUUAUCAUUGAUGGGUUGUGUAAGGCAGGGGAUUUUGCUGGGGCUGAGAGGCAUUUGAGCUAUAUGAAUGGUUUGGGGUUUGGGUAUAAUUUGGUUGCGUUUAACUGUAUGCUUGAUGGGUUGGGGAAGGCUGGGCAUAUUGAUCAUGCUGUGAAGUUGUUUGAGAUGAUGGAGGUUAAGGAUUCGUUUUCUUAUACCAUCUUGGUGCACAACCUUUGCAGGGCGAGACAGUUCCUUUGCGCCUCGAAAGUUUUGGUUUCGUGUUUGAAAUGUGGGUAUCAGGUGUUGAGGGCCACUCAGCGGGCGGUUAUUGAUGGGCUUCAGAGUAUUGGGUUUACAAAUGAAGCGAGGAAGGUUAAGUUGAGGAUCAGAUUGGCACGGUUUGUGCCUUGAUUGUGUGGUGAUUGUUGGAGGGGCCUUUGUUGGAGUGAAGUCACUGAUCCGUGGGUCUUGUGAUUGAUGAUUGCCAUGACUGUCAUGGAAAGGGAGACUAUUAUCGUUGUGCUGCAAGACAUUUGAUGGAAACUACUAUGGUUAUGCACAAGAUUACCAAAUUUGAAAUGAUGAAACUGGAAAUUUGGUACUUGGGGACAUGCUUAGUGCGGCAUUCGGAUAAUGGGAAGGUUCACUACUGCUACAUGAAACGUGCGGUAUUGCUGAAAAUUGGGAAGCGAGUUGCUUCCAAUUUCGCAUUAUCCAGGCGGGUUAAGUGUUAGACAUUUACAUGGACAUGGAAGGGAGAGAGCAGAUAUCUACCAGCAUAAUUCUGACUGGGGUUCCAAUCACUAUGUCCAGUCACUUGAUUCAGAGUUGAACCUUAUGAGAAACCCUGUCAUUGAACAGAAUCAACUUCAAAAGGUGCCAAAUCACAAGGAAUAUGGAAUGGUUUCCCCAAGAGGAAGCUCGGGUCUUGUUUCACCAAGUUCCAGCCAACCAACAAUGAGGUUGAUGGGUAAAGAUGUUCCGAUUGGAAGAAGCAGCAAAGAAAAGAACCAAUUUGUGGGAGGAGUUCCUUGGGCUGAUGAGGAAUCCAGAAGUAUUCUGUAGAUGCUGCUAAGGACAAUUCUUUAUUGGGGAGAUGCUCUGUGCCGGAUAGGGCAC